UCCCUCCGAUAUAAAUACCCAGCUCAUAACCAUGUUUCUCUCUCGGAGCAAUAUUUUGCCUCUAUUGCAGUUAUUACCAAAUUUUCACACAAAUACGAUCCUCAAAACUACCCUCUUCCAUUUAAUUGUGGCAGCUUUUCAGGUAUUUCUGUACAAUGGGUUCUAAAUCAGUUGUGGAUUUGAUAGAGGACUCCUCAGGGGUUCAUUUUUCUGGUUUUCGUAUGGAUGGUUUGGAGGCUAGGAAUACAGAAAUGGGGCAUACAACAACUUCUACGCCUGGAAACGUGCAUAAACAGCCUUUUGUUAUUGGAGUUGCUGGGGGAGCUGCUUCUGGUAAGACUACUGUUUGUGAUAUGAUUAUUCAGCAGCUUCAUGAUCAACGUGUUGUAUUGGUUAACCAGGAUUCCUUUUAUCACAACCUGUCAGAAGAGGAACUUGCUCAGGUUCAUGAAUACAACUUUGACCAUCCUGAUGCAUUCAACACUGAGCAGCUAUUACAGUCUAUGGAGAAGUUGAGGCAUGGAAAAGCUGUAGAUGUUCCAAACUAUGAUUUCAAGAGUUAUAAAAGCAAUGUCUUUCCCGCAAGAAGGGUUAAUCCUUCAGAUGUUAUUAUUCUGGAAGGCAUACUUGUUUUCCAUGAUCCUCGUGUCAGAGAGUUGAUGAACAUGAAGAUAUUUGUUGAUACAGAUGCUGAUGUACGUCUAGCAAGGAGAAUAAGGCGUGAUACUGUUGAGAAGAGCAGAGAUAUUGGUGCAGUACUUGAUCAGUACUCAAAAUUCGUGAAGCCUGCUUUUGACGACUUUAUACUUCCAACGAAAAAGUAUGCAGAUAUCAUUAUUCCUCGUGGAGGAGAUAAUCAUGUGGCCAUUGAUUUAAUUGUGCAACAUAUUCGCACAAAACUUGGCCAGCAUGAUCUUUGUAAGAUAUACCCUAAUUUAUAUGUCAUUCAAUCCACUUUUCAGAUUCGCGGUAUGCAUACCCUUAUACGUGAUUCUCAAACAACAAAACAUGACUUUGUCUUUUAUGCUGACCGGUUGAUUCGUUUGGUUGUUGAACAUGGACUGGGGCAUUUACCGUUUACAGAAAAGCAAGUGAUUACUCCAACUGGAUCUGUAUACACUGGUGUAGAUUUCUGUAAGAGGUUAUGUGGUGUCUCUGUUAUCAGGAGUGGUGAGAGUAUGGAGAAUGCUUUACGAGCAUGUUGCAAAGGUAUCAAGAUAGGCAAGAUACUAAUUCAUAGAGAAGGUGACAAUGGUCAGCAGCUAAUCUAUGAGAAAUUGCCACAAGACAUCUCAGAGAGGCAUGUAUUACUAUUGGAUCCUAUUCUUGGGACAGGUAACUCAGCUGUUCAUGCUAUUUCUUUACUUAUAAGCAAGGGUGUACUAGAGUCCAACAUUAUAUUUCUGAAUCUCAUAUGUGCACCUCAGGGUGUGCAUGUGGUUUGUAAACGAUUCCCGAGAAUAAAGAUUGUGACUUCUGAGAUUGAUAUUGGUUUGAAUGAAGAUUUCCGUGUCAUUCCUGGCAUGGGUGAGUUUGGAGACCGGUAUUUUGGUACAGAUGAUGAUGACCAACAAAUGUCAACCUCUUUUUCCUCCACCACAACAGUUUAACUAGCCUACCGGUCUUUUCCCAGAUCAUUAUCCGCGGAAGUUUUGAGAAUCAACAUUAUUAACUUUGUUGUGCGGGCGAUGUGUUUUCAUUUUUCAACAAUUCUGAUUUCUUCAAACCUAGAGUUUCAAUUUUGGAUAUUUGUUCUUUUCUUUUUCUUGAAACAUUUUGAGUUACACCGGGGGGUGUUUGAUAUAGCUUGUGUGAACCAUCUUGUUACACUUCUUUCUGCCUUACUGCUACUCAACCUCCCCCACAUAGAGAUGGCCUUAAAUUUGCUUGGCAUAUAAGAGCAGUGUCACAACAUCAAACUGCUUGACAAGCCUCUCUUUGAUAUCGGUAUUUAUGAACCAAAACAUUUAUAAAAUUCCUUCAUUUUU
Molecule: messenger RNA, 1988 nt
Organism: Mangifera indica (mango)
Lineage: Eukaryota; Viridiplantae; Streptophyta; Magnoliopsida; Sapindales; Anacardiaceae
Product: uridine kinase-like protein 3
Exons: 15
Coding region: 156-1610 (484 amino acids)
Cellular component (GO): cytoplasm
Molecular function (GO): ATP binding; kinase activity
Source: RefSeq, a predicted model, not a curated record